This is a messenger RNA of Saccostrea cuccullata (small rock oyster), 3364 nucleotides long. RefSeq lists its product as uncharacterized. The record is from RefSeq and is a predicted model, not a curated record. The transcript has 6 exons. Lineage: Eukaryota; Metazoa; Mollusca; Bivalvia; Ostreida; Ostreidae. Gene Ontology annotation, cellular component: nucleoplasm. Gene Ontology annotation, biological process: Notch signaling pathway; protein ubiquitination. Gene Ontology annotation, molecular function: ubiquitin protein ligase activity. Bases 52 to 2838 code for a protein of 928 amino acids.
AUUAAUGUUUUGGGAAAAAAUUAGAUUUUCCUAAUUUUUCCAGGUUUAGAUAUGUCACAGGGAAACAGUGUAAAGGACUUGGACUCCCUAAAUGAAAUUCCAGUGUUUGAAAGUAUAUUUGGCAAAAUUUAUUCCAAUAUACCUUUGGAGCAACUUGAAAAAUGUGCCAAGAAGAAUGAUUGCAAAUUACUAGUAGGGAAAUCUCAGUCAAAUGAAUUCACAGUAACAACUAGAGAUCUUCAUUCUCUAGUACAAUUAAACAAAGAGCUAAAACAGGCAGCUCAAGCAUUGAAUUCUACAGAGAAGCAGAAAAAGGACAAACAAAUAUCUAGUGAGGGAGUCAAAGCCAGAAUAUACCCCCUUUUUAUUAAAAUGUCAAAAUGUGAAUUCCAUUCGUUCAAGUAUUUUGGAGAGAAAGAUGACCUACCAGAAUACAAAAAAGUUGUACAUUUACUAGAAUAUAAAGAUGGGGCACUUCAAGCAGGUUGUCCAAAUGAAGACUAUUUGGUAGAAGCUCUAAAGAGGCAUUAUGAUAAGAUAAGGACAUUGAAUACUGAUUUUUAUGCAGUUCCUGAUACAGAAAAAAGCAAAAUACCAGCCACUGUGAGGGAAAUUCAGAAGGAAUUCCCAGAAGCAUUUUUCUAUGGUGAAGAGACAAAGAUAAAUAUUACAUGUAAUGACUACUCUCAGUUGCAAUUGCUGAAAAAUACGUUAAAAAUUAAGUUGGAAGGUGGACAAACAAACAGGAGAAAUCGAAGAUUUCGAUCAAGUGAAGAUGCAACUGGAAAUACUGAAGAAAAGUCAGAGGAGGUGCUCAAACAAAGUGGACGAAGAAAUAGACGCUUUGAAAGCAAUGAGACUGAAUCAGAUAUGACUUCUUCAUUGUAUAUGUCUAGUGAUGCACUUGAAGUGAAAGUGAAGGAUGAAUUUACUGUUAAAGUGUAUCAGGGCAGUAUUACUAAACUCGGAGUUGAUUGUAUUGUCAAUGCUGCUAAUGAUAAGCUUAUGCAUGGAGGUGGAGUAGCAUUUGCAAUAGCAGAGGCAGCAGGAUAUGAAUUCAGUAGAGAGAGUGCAGAGUACAUCAGACAGAAUGGUCCAAUACCUGUGGGGAAGUGUUGUGUGACAUCUGCUGGUGACCUUCACUACAAGUAUGUAAUUCAUACAGUAGGACCUAGAUGGCAUGACUAUAAAAGUGAUGAUAAGAAAUACUGUUUUGAUGACUUGCAAGAAGCUGUUGAAGUUACAUUCAGAGAAGCAGAAAGGUUGAAAAUGACAUCAAUAGCAAUUCCGGCCAUUAGUUCAGGUAUAUUUGGAGUACCAAGAGACAAGUGUGUGGAAUGUUAUUACCAAGCAGUAGUAGCUUUCCUUUCCUCUAACAAGCCAACUUAUCUGAAGGAAAUACAUUUUGUGGAUAGAGAUCCUACCAUGGUUGAUGACAUCAAAGCAGUAUUUUCUCAGAUGAGGAAUUAUUCACCUAAAAAAGAAGACACACUAAACCCUUCUUAUAGUACAAACUCUCAACAAAAGCAAGAAAACUUAGAUGUAUCUAAGUCCUCUUCAAUUUACAGACCUCCUAGCAAUGAAAGUGAAGAAUGUGUGGUUUUUCAAAUACCAAACUCCUUCUCAGUUCACCUUUUUACAGGAAAUAUAGUUAAUACUGAAGCAGAAGCAGUUGUGUGUCCCCAGGAUAAAAAUUGUAGCUCCAAAGGAGGAGUUGCUCGUGCAUUGAUGGAAGCUAUAAAUGAUAAUACAGCUUAUCCUCCUAAAAAAGAAAAGGAGUGCCGAUUUGGAGAUGUUUUCGUAGCUGAAUGCAAAUCAAAUUCUACAAGAUGGAAAUACAUCCUCCACACUGUGGCACCAAGGUGGGAUAGGGAAUCUGCUGCAGAUAACCAGCAAUAUAUGAAAUCUCUAAAGAAAACAUACAAAAGUAUUUUUAAAGCAGCAGAGAGAGAACAGGUCUCCAGUAUUGCUAUGCCCAUUUUGGGAGUUGGUGUUGGAGGUACAUACGAAACACCACUGGAGACUUGUUCCAAAAUCUUUGCUACAACAGUAAAAUCAUUUUCAGAUGAAAACGAUUCCUUAUCCAUUCAAGAAAUUAAACUUGUAUUUCAAAGUAAGGCUGAGAGAUUUGCAUAUACAGAUGCAUUAAAAAAAGUCUUAGACAGUGAUGAUUUUGAAGUGAUCAACCUCCCUAAAGAGCAGAGCUAUAAUGUGCAGAGCUCAAGUGCAGAAGAAAACACCUGCUGCAUAUGCAUGGAUACUCCGAGCAAUCCAAAAGCAUUAAAAUGUGGCCAUGUCUUCUGCAAAGACUGCAUUGAUCAGCAAUUUAAGUACAAACCAGCCUGCCCAAGCUGUGGUAAAGUGUUUGGAAAGAUGACAGGGGACCAGCCACCUGGCACUGUGUCUCUAAGAAAAGAACGGAGAAGGCUUCCUGGUUAUGAGGACUGUGAUAGGUGCAUUGUCAUUACGUAUACUAUAGGAGGGGGUCGUCAAGGGGAGGAACACCCUAAUCCUGAUCAGUACUUCAAAGGGAUAACUCGGUCUGGUUACCUCCCAAACAAUACAAAGGGAAGGCAGGUGGCCAAGCUACUGAAUAUUGCUUUUUCAAGAAAACUGGUGUUUACCAUUGGAAGAUCCCGUACCACGGGAGAAGAGGGGGUGGUGACUUGGAAUGAUAUUCACCACAAGACAAGACCAGAGGGAGGUCCACAAAGGUUUGGGUACCCAGAUGACACCUACCUUGACCGAGUUCUGGAGGAGCUGGCAGUAAAAGGCGUCACACCAGAGUCAGCGGAUGAUCCAGAGGAAUACCGAGAAUAUUCCAGAUGUUUCUUUUAGAAGGAUUGGUGUAUUGUCUGAAAACAAGGAAAUUGUGCAAUCUUGAUGGUUUUUAUUGAUUUUUUUUUUCAAUGUUUCUUUAAAUAUUAUUAAUAUUAAAUGAGCAAAGAAAUAUUAAUGAAAGAUUUAAUAGUUAUUAAGUAUAUGAGUCGAACUUAAUCAAGGUUUCUUACGAAAUAAAAAUUGAAAUAGGUGCAAUGUUAAUGACUUUGUAAUACCACCAGUCUUUUUUCUUGAAUAAUUUCUAAUUUUUCCUUAAGAAAAACCCCACAAUUCCUUUUUUUCACGCACGGUUAAUUCAUAGUUGAGGUUACAAUUAAACUUUUAAUUCAGCUCCAAGGAAUAUAACGAUGUUUUAAGAAAUGAAUUUGUAUUACACUUUGGAGAUAGGGAAGAUACCUAAAAUUAUAAAGAUAUACAUAUUGUAUACAGCUGUGUAUACAUUUGGUGAAUGAGUCAGAAAGGAAACUACGUACAAUUCUUUAAUUGUAGAGCUUGCUCAUAGCAAAGUAAAAUUUCCAUAAAA